ACUUUCACUCAGACCGCGCGCGAUUUCUGUUAACUACAGUCGUUCAGUUACCCGGUGGUCGCGUGCGCCUCAGCUGCUCUGCGGUGGUUACGACAAAAACAUACGUUGCGCUUUACAAACAGUAUCGGAAAUUUGCACCGUCCGGUGAGUUGAGUCUACUCGAUAUAUAUGUACUCGACAAUUGUCUCUCAACAAACGUUCGCCUGCACUACACGCAGAUUCGAAAUGAUCUGACACCAAGCAUGAACAUGAAAGAGCCAUGGCCGGCUAUACAAUCAAGAGUUACCAAACAUUACUAUACCUGUUCACGUUCGUUGCAAUCGGCGAAAUACAGUGUCAGGGUAGAGAUGCCACUGUAGCGAGACUACAGACGCCACUGCCAAGAGCGCGCGCCAUACCUGUAGCAUCUGCCAAUGGAGGUACUGCGUCAAACGCUAUUAGCCGACCGUCCAAACAGCAGCAGCAGGACGCCAUCUCCAAACAAACCACGCCGACUCCACCGGUCUCUGUCAAAGAGCUCUUUAACUCUUCGUCGUGCGUUGAACCUCCGUUCACGUGCCCUCAUCCGAGGAUCCAGUUUUACUUGUACACCAGGCUCACACAGAAUAAUCCCGACUUGCUGGACGUGACCGACCCGGAAUCGCUGUAUACGUCACAUUUCAACCCCAAACAUCCUGUUAAGAUUAUCAUACACGGUUUCCAAGGUGGGCGAAACUUGUCACCGAGUACAGAUCUCCGGAACGCUUAUUUCACUCGGGGAAACUACAAUAUAAUCAUAGUGGACUAUUCAAGUUUGGCGCAAAUACCUUGUCUGAACCAAGUAGAAUGGGCACCAAGAUUCUGUGGCAUGUGCAUUGCUCAACUAGCUAACUACUUAGCCGACCAUCCUCGAGGAGUUCCACCUGACAAGCUACACAUGAUGGGGUACAGCGUAGGAGCUCACAUCGCAGGCCUGGCGUCCAAUUUUAUCAACUCAGGAAAAAUUGGCCGGAUCACCGGCUUAGACCCGACGAUCAUAUUCUACAUGAGCAACAAUCGAUCCAGGGAUCUCGAUCCCACAGACGCACAUUUCGUCGAUAUCAUUCACACAGCGGCAGGCAUCCUAGGCCAGUGGGGCCCCAGCGGACACGCCGAUUUCUACGUAAACGGCGGUACUUCACAGCCCGGCUGCGCCAGCGAUAGUAUCAUACAGACGCUAUCGUGUGACCACACCAAAGUUACGCCGUACUUCAUCGAAUCGAUCAAUUCUAACAUUGGAUUCUGGUCAAUACCGUGUGCUAACCGGUUUUAUUUCAAUUUGGGUCUUUGCAAUCCGCCGGAGUCUGAGUACGUUUUGAUGGGCGAACACGUGACACACAAAGCCCGUGGUAUUUAUUACUUGCACACGAACGCGAAAAAACCUUACGCCAAAGGCUUCCCCAAAAAGUGAUCGUCGACAAACUGCAGCACGGACCGCAGCACCCGACAAUACACAAUACUCAUACAAACAAAAAAAAGAAAAGGCCUAGUCAAACAAUAUUUUAUUAUUAUGGUUUUUUUGCGAUAUGGACUGAUACCAUCAUCGGAUACUUUUAAUGAUAAUUAUAUCGUAUUGUAUUGCACGUGUGCGAAAACCUAAUGUGUAUAUAUUGCUUCUGUAUAUUUUUUACGCGGACGGUGAAUGUUUCAAGAUUAUUGUGAUCAUAGAUUAUUGUAUAGUCAGGUAUAUAGUUGUAGUAGGUACAAUUAAUUCGUAUAAGUACAUGUGAUAUGUGCGUCUACUUUAGUAACGGUAAAAUGAAAACGCUUUAUAUACAUAUGUAUAUCUGGAACGACACGUGUAGACGAUAAAUUGCAAAAAAUAAUAAUGCCAAUUUAGUUUAAAAUAAUAUUAGUAAAAAUUAGUUUUGUGGUGAUUAAAAUAUGAAAAUUAUUAUUACAUGAUGUAUAGUCCCAAAAAUAUAUUGUGUCGCAGUAGUAUGAAAUUUCCUAUAAUGACAUCACAAUCGUAUUGUAUUUUAUUGCCAUAUAAUAUUAUUAUUACAAUUAUUAUUGAAAAUAAAAUGUUUAUUGUAACGAGUCGUAA
This is a messenger RNA of Rhopalosiphum padi (bird cherry-oat aphid), 2065 nucleotides long. Its product is annotated as inactive pancreatic lipase-related protein 1-like. Gene Ontology annotation, biological process: lipid metabolic process. Bases 260 to 1429 code for a protein of 389 amino acids. The record is from RefSeq and is a predicted model, not a curated record. The transcript is spliced from 9 exons. NCBI's taxonomy places the organism in Eukaryota, Metazoa, Arthropoda, Insecta, Hemiptera, Aphididae. Gene Ontology annotation, molecular function: lipase activity.